CUAAGGAGGAGUGGGAGCAGAACAUCGAGCCAGGCUGUGUGCGCGCUGGAAGGAAGAGAGGGAGCUGCGUGUCAAUAAAUGCCCUGUUGAACUUUGAAUAUAUUAGUUGACAUCAGUGUGAGUGGGGCUGCCAGCCCCUGGCUCCCCCCCUCCCUCCUCCUCCCCCCCUCUCCCUGAUGGGAAGAGUGGAAGCGCUCCUGGUAGGAGCUGCCGGGCUGCUCUGGGGUGGAAGGCAGCGAGAGGAGGGACGGGGACAGGGACAGGGACGACUUCAGUCCCGAGAACUCGCCGCCGACCCCCGGGAUCUGGCCGGGAGCCUCGCGCGUGGGAGACCAGGGUGGCUGAGAAGCGGUGGACUUGUCUGAGCUGAUCCUGCAGAUCGAGAGCAAGAUGUGCAAGUGAGUUACUGCCCCCCCCCAUAGUUAUUACAGGAUAUUUCCCUGAGUGUGACUUUGAAUGUGACACACCAGUGAUGCAGAGGCAGUAUCCUCUCAGGGCCUACCUUGGAAGCUAGAUCUGCAGCAGGCCUCCAAUCAUGGUUGUAUCAAGAUUAAAGCGCAUUUCUCUGUCAUUGGCAAGCCUUUUCCUUCUCACUUUUCAUCUCUCAGCAUCACAGAAUGCACCCGAAUAUCCUGAAACUGAGCAACAGCAAUGCAUCAGAAGAGAACACCCCACCAUUGCUUUCGAAGAUCUGAAACCCUGGGUGUCGAAUUUCACCUAUCCAGGUGUACACGACUUUUCUCAGCUCGCACUGGAUGCCAACAGGAAUCAGCUCGUUGUGGGAGCAAGGAACUACCUCUUCAGACUUAGUCUACACAAUGUUUCUCUUAUCCAGGCAACAGAAUGGGGCUCAGAUGAAGACACUAGGAGGUCCUGUCAGAGUAAAGGAAAAACUGAGGAGGAAUGCCAGAACUAUGUGCGAGUGCUGAUUGUUUAUGGCAAGAAGGUUUUUACCUGCGGUACCAAUGCCUUCUCCCCAGUGUGUUCCAGUAGACAGGUAGGAAAUCUUAGUAAAACCAUUGACAAAAUAAAUGGAGUGGCUAGAUGCCCGUACGACCCUCGGCAUAACUCGACAGCUGUGAUUACAUCACGGGGAGAACUCUAUGCUGCAACUGUAAUUGAUUUCUCUGGACGGGAUCCUGCCAUUUACCGCAGCCUUGGAAAUGUUCCCCCACUACGGACUGCACAAUACAACUCCAAAUGGCUUAAUGAGCCCAACUUUAUUGCUGCCUAUGACAUUGGUUUGUUCACCUACUUCUUUUUCCGUGAGAAUGCGGUGGAACAUGAUUGUGGGAAAACUGUCUAUUCUCGCGUGGCCAGAGUUUGCAAAAACGACAUUGGGGGGAGAUUUUUGCUGGAGGACACGUGGACGACUUUUAUGAAGGCCAGGCUGAACUGCUCCCGCUCUGGAGAAAUCCCCUUCUAUUACAAUGAACUGCAAAGCACCUUCUAUCUUCCUGAGCAAGACCUGAUCUAUGGAGUCUUCACUACCAAUGUAAACAGUAUAGCUGCUUCAGCAGUAUGUGCCUUCAACCUCAGUGCCAUUACUCAGGCAUUUAAUGGCCCUUUCCGAUACCAGGAGAAUCCAAGAUCAGCCUGGCUGCCAACAAUAAACCCCAUCCCUAAUUUUCAGUGUGGGACGCUGAAUGACAACAGCCCUAACGAGAACCUGACCGAAAGGAUCCUGCAGGAUGCCCAGCGCUUGUUCCUGAUGAAUGACGUGGUUCAGCCAGUCUCCGUGGAGCCCUACGUCACUCAGGACAACAUUCGAUUUUCCAAACUGGUGGUUGACAUUGUUCAAGGAAAGGAUACUCUCUACCACGUGAUGUAUAUUGGCACAGAGUAUGGCACCAUUUUGAAGGCACUUUCUACCACUAAUAGGAGCCUGAGGAGUUGUUAUUUAGAGGAAAUGCAGAUUCUUCCCGACGGUCAACAGGAACCAAUCAAGAGCCUCCAAAUCCUGCAUAGUGACAGGUCACUAUUUGUGGGUUUAAAUAAUGGAGUGCUAAAAAUUCCUCUGGAGAGGUGUUCAGUGUACAGAACAGAAGGGGAAUGUCUAGGAGCCAGGGACCCAUACUGUGGCUGGGAUAACAAACAGAAACGAUGCACCACCAUUGAGGACAGCUCCAACAUGAGCCUAUGGACUCAGAAUAUUACUGAGUGCCCGGUGAAAAACCUGACGACAAAUGGGAGACUGGGGCCCUGGUCCCCGUGGCAACCAUGUGAGCAUUCGGAUGGGGACAGCACAGGCUCUUGUAUGUGCAGGUCACGGUCCUGUGACAGCCCUCGCCCUCGCUGCGGGGGUCGCGGCUGCGAAGGGGCCAGGAUCGAGAUUGCAAAUUGCUCAAGAAAUGGAGCUUGGACACCCUGGUCCGCCUGGGCCCAGUGCAGCACCUCCUGUGGGAUUGGCUUUCAGGUCCGUCAGAGAUCGUGCAGCAACCCUGCUCCGCGGUAUGGGGGCAGGGUCUGUGUGGGACAGAGCAGAGAAGAGCGAUUCUGCAACGAGAACAGUCCAUGCCCAUUACCAAUAUUUUGGUCUUCGUGGGGCCCCUGGAAUAAAUGUAGUGCGAAUUGUGGUGGAGGGAUACAUUCCAGGCAGAGGUCCUGCGAGAAUGGCAACACCUGCCCGGGCUGCGCUGUGGAAUACAAGACCUGCAAUCCAGAGGGCUGCCCAGAGGUGCGCAGAAACACGCCCUGGACCCCCUGGAUGCCCGUGAACCUCACCCAGAAUGGAGCCCGCCAAGAACAGCGCUUCCGCUACACCUGCCGCGCCCAGCUGGCUGAUCCUCACGAGCUGCAGUUUGGGAGGAAGAAGACGGAGAGUCGGUUCUGCCCCAAUGACGGCUCGGCGGUUUGUGAUACCGACUCUCUAGUUGACGAUCUUCUAAAGACUGGUAAGACCUCUGCACGGAUUAUCAAUGGGGGCUGGUCCUUUUGGGGGGCCUGGUCAUCGUGUUCCAGGGACUGUGAAUUGGGCUUUCGGAUCCGGAAGAGAACAUGCACAAACCCAGAGCCGAAAAAUGGUGGCCUCCCCUGCGUGGGGUCAGCAAUGGAAUACCAAGAUUGUAACCCACAUCCCUGCCCAGUAAAAGGUUCAUGGUCCUGCUGGACCCCUUGGUCUCAGUGUUCAGCAACUUGCGGGGGAGGACACUACCAGCGUACCCGCACCUGUACCAACCCAGCGCCGUCCAGCGGAGAGGAUAUCUGCAUUGGCCUGCACACCGAGGAGGCGCUCUGCAACACACACGCCUGCAAAGGUGGGUGGUCGGACUGGUCAGAGUGGAGCCUGUGCAACGAAGACGGGAUCCAGUAUCGCAGCCGUUACUGCGAGAUGCACAAUCCAGAAUCAUCCCAGUGCGUCGGAAACAGCACGCAGUACCAAGACUGCCUGUACAACGAGAUUCCCGUGAUCCUGCCGGCCUCGAGCAUUGAUGAGAGCACGAACUGUGGAGGGUUUAGUCUCAUCCAUCUGAUUGCCACCGGGGUCUCCUGCUUCUUUGGUUCCAGUCUCUUAACGUUUGUGAUCUAUGUGUACUGUCAGCGCUGUCAGCGGCAGUCCCAGGAAUCGACUAUUAUCCACCCAACCACUCCCAACCAUCUCCAUUACAAAGGCAACACAACCCCCAAGAAUGAAAAGUACACGCCCAUGGAAUUCAAGACGCUUAACAAGAACAACUUAAUACCUGAUGAGAGGACCAACUUCUAUCCCUUGCAGCAAACCAACGUGUACACUACAACCUAUUAUCCCAGUACACUGAAUAAAUAUGACUACAGGCCUGAGGCCUCCCCUGGAAGGACCUUUACCAACAGCUGAUGAUGGACAGACUGUCCAAGGACUGGAUCACUUCCUAUAUGAAUUGUUUUUUAAACUGAGUUUAUGGACCAAAUAUUGGCCCGGUCUCCAGAUGUAAAUAUUGUACAAGUAGGGCCUUUUUUUUUUCUUUUUGGUUAACUGUAUUACUUUUAAACAGCACAUCUCCUUAAGUUGACAGAAUGCUUAUGGACCAUGGACCAUUCUGCAUAGACUUUUGUGGAUAUUUGGCUGGUGAUGACACUUACUGCUGCAAAUAUUCAUGGCUGGAUGAUCAGUAUUUCUCUCUGAGGCCUGAAUUCCCGAGGAGCUGAUUGCAUGCUGUGCUAGGUUUCCACCAUGCUACACUCGUGUGUUCUAAGAAACAUUACAGGUAGCUCCUUAGAGCAAUGGAUGAUUGUACAGUGACUAGACAAUGGCGGUACAUUGAAUGACACUUCGUUCACAAGACAAGCUGCCUGAGACUCCAUCACGGUAGGAACUAGAACAGUUUUAGGUUUCCAGUGGUGUCUCCAGCAUCACUAGAAGAUUCCUUUCACAUUGCAGGAAAUAGCCUCCGCAGUCUCUUCUUUGGUAACAUCCAGUUCAACUGGGGAAAGGAAACACACAAAGUACUCUACCCAAAGAAGCAUUUCAGAAUAUUUCCAGUUUUAAUUAAAAGAAAAUGAUACAGGCAAUGAGAUGUUAAGUGAAGUAAAUGUUGGACUAAUGAGAUGUGGACUUUGCAUAACAACGAUGUGCUUACCACUGGAAAAAAUGUGAGGAGUGCUGUACAUGAGCCAUGAGCUUUCUUUGAAAUUACAUUUACUUUUUUUCCCUCCAAGCUUGAUCCUGUUCAUAUCUGCAAGGAAUGAUGACUGAUGGCCAGGCCCUCCUCUUGUGAAAUCACUAGGCUUGGGGCUCAUUCUUAUUUUAUUAUUAUUUUUUUAGUUCACUUAUUUUUUGAAGAGUAAGAAAUUCUGAAUUUUUGGCACGGUAUUUUUCUAAGGAAUGUAUUCAUAGCAUACCAUGACGCAGAAAGUCUGCUGCACAUUCUUAGUGUCUUCCAGUCAGUACGCCAUCAAAUAAUUAUACAGCUGAAUAAUGUGCAUUGUUUGCCAAUAUUUCUUUAGAUUUCUCAGCUAGAAACAAACAAAAAAACCCAACCUUGUUACAGUUAUUAAAUGGGGACUGUAGCGUUAUUAAACAUUAUAUCCAGCCUUGAAAUGUAAUUUUGUGUAUGUGUGUGCCUGUGUCCAGCAGAACUGUAUUAGACUGUUGCAGAAGCCAUGGUGUGUACAACCAGAUAUGUAUGUCUGACAUUGUUUUGUUUUGGCCAAACAGUAUCGCCAGUGCUUAAUGGACAGUUCCAUCAAAUGUGUUAGCAAAGUGAGCAAGUUUGACACUGUUAGUAUUGAAUGUUUCUAACUAUUUAUAAUGAACUCCUGAGGCUAAGACUUUUAGAAUGCCACAAUACUGAGCAUGAGAUAAGAGUACAAACCUAAACACCCAUGAGCUCCAAGUAGCUCCAGAACUUGAAUUCUUUGUAUGCAUCUUACUGUAGCAAUUGCCAUGUUUGUUUUCAGUCAUUGACUGGGAUGCGUUUGAAGCAGUUUGGGUUGUAUUGGUUACAUAGGAGAGAUUUCACUGAAAGCCAGCACUCAGCUAGUUUCUCAUUGCUGUCAUUCACGGACACUUGUUUGGAAGGUGGGGCUGAGAUGGAGCUGGUCAUUGCACACAUACCCAUCCACAGAGCUGAGACGAGGCUUUGCUGCUCAUGACUCAAAAUGUACAGCUCUCCUAAGGGUGAGGCAGAGCAGAGGUGGACUCUGUAACCUGGUCUUAAAGUGUGGGACCAAAAGCAGGAGAACAAAGUAACCUGUUUCUAAACUAGUUGAACCCUAACCUAUGGUAGUGAUCUAUAGCUGUAAGGAGAUUUAUUAUAAAAUUUUGUGAGUGAGGGUCUUAGAGUAGCUCAAUGACUCCCAACCUUUUCUGGCAACUGUACCAGUUUAGCAGGCUGAUCCAGGUUCUGCUUCCAGUGAUCCCAGUGUAAAUUGGGAAAAACCCCAUUUAAAAAAAUUACUCUGGAUUUAUACAGCGGUAUGACCAAAAGCAGAUUCUGGCCCUAAGAGUUUGGCUGUACUAGUUUCUUCAACUUAUUCAGCUAGAUCAAAAGAGGCAGGCACUGGUCACAAAAGUCCCAUUGAUUUUCAGUGGGUGUUAGGUACCUAAAUCCCAAGCUAAAGUUACAGGACUGGUGCAGAGCCCUCCUGGCUGACAACUGUUGCACUAGACAUCUCUAAUGUCAGCAGUUCUAAAGAAACUGGCGCCCAAGAUCACUGUAGACAUUACAAGCUAAAGUCAUUUCUUAGCUUCCAUUACAGGUGGUUCCCUGUGUCGGAGAGUUAUACGGUUAUUGUUUAUUUGGCAGGAUUACAGCUGCAAUUCUUAGAGGUGCAAGCGAGUUAAACCUUGCAGUUAUUUUAAUUUUUUUUUUUUUGGUAGCUCAAACAUUUCCAUUUGCGCAAAAAAAAAAAAAAAAAAAGCCAUGUAAGAGCUGAAAUUAUUUAGUUUUUCAACUCCGUGAGCAAGAUCACUGCUUUCAUUGUGCUUAACAGGUGCAUAUAUUAUAGUGUGUAUGGGCAAUGGGGUAGGUUAUAUUUUCAUCAAGACAUUUCAGAGUCAUUCUUAUUAGCCAUCUGAAUGGCUUCAUGAAAUUGGCAAUCACAGCGAGAAUCUGUGGACUCCAUUCAAGCAGAAAGUAGAAGCACGGGGAGGAGGAACUCUGAACUCUUAGUACUCAAUUAAUGUUUGUGUGAGAGUGCAGUUCUUUAAGGGCAAUGUUAAUGUGAUGUGAGGGUUGAAUUCCUUCUGCGCUCCUCCGUGCGGCCCAGGUUAAUGACACAAUAUACAAUGAUAGUCUUGUGUUUCUGUUUGGUUCUAGCAGGUAAAUUGGCAGCAGACCAUCAGAUCUGUAAUAGCCAUAGGAGAUUGAAUUGCUUCUGCAGCCUGAUGUUAAACUGCUUAAAUUUCCCAUUCUUAAGGUCAUCUAAACGUAUGCACAGUGUGUUGGAAAUACCAUUGCUCUAGCACCCAAGGUUUCUAACAGCAGCUUUGGCUUUUUUUUUUUUUAACUUUUGUUUUUUUCUAAAAUGCUGAUCAGUUAUUCAGCAAGAAAUUGGGUUGACCUUGCAGCCUUCGCUCACUGCAAAUAUUCUGGAAUAGGAUUCAGCUGUACAGCAUGUUGAAAGCAGUAAGUGUCUUGCACCCAAAUGGGUAGGGGGUAGCGUUUAACAAGGUCGUUCUUUUUCCACCUCCAUAUGAAGAGAUGCACGACUCCCUUGCGCUAAAGGUUGCAUGUAUGGAGUGAACUAUGCCCCAUUGUAAAACUGCUAUUGCACUUCACUGGAUUGAGGUGCCAGUUAUAAACAUGCCACCCCUUUAUAACUUGCAGCUGCCUCCAAUAGACAAGACCCCCAAAGGUAAAAUACCUGGAGAAAGGGGCGCUGUUGUCUAAAGAGGCACUUGUGAAUGUUUGUAAAUAUGAGCCACUCGCUCUUCUUAAACAUAUGAAAUGUACAAAUACCAGAAAAGAAUGUGUAUGGAGUAAUGACUGCUAUUCUUAAUGCCUUAUUUUGAGAAAAUGAAAUAGAAGUUAUAUUGAAAUCAAGGUAGAGAGUGGGAAUGGAGUCCAUUAAAUGCCAGAUGUGGUAAAGAUGAUUAGGAAACCUCCAAUGAUUAGUCUAAGAUAAGCCCACGUGAAGAUGAAAUUGCUGUCCACACAGCUCAGUGUAUUCUUUGUACCAAAUGUCAGAUUUUUUUUAUACAUAUAAAAUGUAAAUUUAAAGUUUAUGUAACAAAUUUAAUAGUGUGCAUAGCUAUCAGCAGAUAUCUAGGGUAUAUAUUUAUAAUAUAUACACACACUCUGUCUCCAUCCAUUCAAAUACCUACAGAGAAAAUUUAGACUUAGAAAGGCAGUGCUAGUGUUCAAAUUCCAUAGGGAAAGACUGAAAAUAAGGAUUAAGAAACCCCAUGAUCUUUUAAUUAGAUAUAGCAAAAUACAUUUUAUAAUAAUUUUUAAAAAAUUGAAAAUAAAAUUGAUUUGUUGUAGUUACAAAUGCCCAUUCUCCACAAAACAUUUGGCUAAGAAUAACUAAGUAAACAAUUUUUGUAGCCCAGUGGUGCCACCGGACUCCUUGUUGUUUUUGUGGCUAUGCAGACUAACAUGGCUACCCCCUAAUUUUUGUAGCCACUCAGUGGAUGACUAAUCAACCUGAGGCAGCUCUGUGUAUCACUCUUGAAUUCAACUACAAGUAGAGACUAAUUAUGCAAACAAAGUAGCAGGUUAGAACAACAAAUGGAAAGUAAAAAAUGUCAAACUGGAUCUGGAAGAAAUUUUCACUUGCAUGUUGAAGAGCUUUGCAGUUGAGUGGCAGCAUAAUAGUUUUAAUAACCAUUUCCACACAAGACUGUUGUCAUACAACUUAAGAGCUAGAUUCUGCCACCUCCUAGGUUGUGAUUUUCAAGUGGGCCUGAUAGAGCAAUAGGAGAAGAUGUAGCUAAUGCCUUUGGGCACCUUUAUAAUCCCCAGCCUUGUCUUCUAGAUUAACCCUCACCCAGGGACAUCAGUGGGACUCCCUGAAUAUCAGGCAUGCUCCAGCACCCACUGGAGUGAUGGGAACAUUGAUUUCAAGGAGUGUAGAGUAAGGACUAUACCCAUCUGAGCAGUGGAUUUGGCCCUAGCUAAAGGGGUUGUUUUUAUAGCUCAGUGAAUUCUCAAAUGAGAACAGCUUCGGAUAGGUAAAUCCCUCAUUUAAGCCAGUUAAAAGAAAACGUCAGAUAAGCACUGGCCGAGUUGGAUGCUGUCUGUAGCACUGGAGCCUUCAAAACUGCACAAGGAAACUACCAAAAGCAAGCCUUCAUGGAGAAUCCGGUAUCUUAAUUCUCAUGGUCACAACAUUGUAAGGUAGAGCCUUUCUUGAAGUUUUAACUGCAAUUCUGGUUCCCAGCUGCAGAAGACCUAUUCUCAUCAUUGUAAGCAGUGGUGUUUCCUUCUAGAACUUGAUUCCUCAUCCCAGCCCUAUCCAGUAUUUAUUUUUUCCAAACACAUUGGCCCUGACAGCGUGAAUAGUUACAUGCUAUAAAGACAGCACUGAGCUUUUGAAUUCCUAGUAUAAAUAGUUUUGAAAUAAAAAUACCACUACUCCUUUAUUACACUGAAACCUUAGUGGGAUUGGGAUGCUGUGUACCAUACAGGCCACAGCAUGAGGGAGAGGACAGUGUGUCUAAUAACUGAAGCAAAAGGGCUUUUAGUAGAAAUAUGGCAAAACAUUGGGGAAAAAAGCCACCCAGCUGCAUGAUCUUGUGGGUUUCAUCUACAUGCAACUCAUCUCUAAUAACAUCUGCAUAUAUUUUGAACAGAUGAGCAAAUUAAUCAGAAACAACCUUUGUCACAGAGGGUAAGUACGUUAGCUAGGACUUAAGCAGGGGUGAGGAGGGAGUGACAGAGGCAAUGCCGGAUCUUUGAAACACAGGAAAUUGUUAGUAGAAAACAGUAUAUUUACUCUAAAAAAGGAAAAUCUGGCAAGUAUUAGUGGACUCUUAGUGUAAAGGCACAUCACCCUUCCUAUGCAAUUGAACACGAUGGUACUAUUGGUAUAUAAAGGUGACCUAGACUGUAAUCACUGCCUUUAGACACUGUGAAUUUUUUUGGGGUACUCUGUAUUUUUAUAUAUUGUACAAUGUAAAGAGUAAUUCAGAAAUAAAACAGAACCACCUGGA
Molecule: messenger RNA, 9574 nt
Organism: Chrysemys picta bellii (western painted turtle)
Lineage: Eukaryota; Metazoa; Chordata; Testudines; Emydidae
Gene: SEMA5B
Product: semaphorin 5B
Biological process (GO): semaphorin-plexin signaling pathway; positive regulation of cell migration; axon guidance
Molecular function (GO): chemorepellent activity; semaphorin receptor binding
Source: RefSeq, a predicted model, not a curated record